This is a messenger RNA of Paramecium pentaurelia, 784 nucleotides long. Lineage: Eukaryota; Ciliophora; Oligohymenophorea; Peniculida; Parameciidae. The record is from the annotation of a GenBank genome assembly.
AUGAAAGUAGCAUCAAACAAAAAUGUAGGGUUUAUAAAUGUGCCUUAAUAAACAUUGGAUAUAUUUCAUAAAUUAGAGAAAGGGGAAUAGAAUGAAUAAAAGAGUAUUUUGAUGAAUUUGGAAAAUUUAAAUGAUAAAGAAGGGGAGGUGAAUGAUUUUUUAUUAGAGAUAAAGUAACAGUAUUAUUAAUCCAUGGGGUAGCUGGAUCAGGCAAAAGUACUGCAGCUAAGAAAAUAAAGGACUUUAUUUAGAAAUUACAUGACACUAAUGAAAAAUUGGUAAUGAAAUCUUAAUACCUGUAGUAAUUAUUCUUUAUAAUUUGAAUCAGAAGAUAAGAAUAAAUUUAAAGAAAUCGAACUUCUCAAGUUUGAUUCUUCUUAAAUGCAAUAAUAUAUAGAGAAAUUCACACUUUAAAGUGUUAAAAUGUUGAUAUUUGAAAAUUUAUGAAUGGUAAACAAAAAUUUCAAAUAGAGGAGUGAUUGAUAUCAAAAAGUUUGAAAUUUUUUGGGAACAAUUGUAAAAAUUUCUAAAAAAAGAAAUAUCAGGGUUAAAAGGGGAAAAUUUAUUGAAUUAAAAAUAAAUAAACCAUUUUUUAUUUAUUUUGAAGAAUGAUGAGUUCAUAGCUUUGAAAAGUCAUGAUGCUUUAAGAAGUCUGGGUAUUUAGUUACAAAAGCUAUGGAGCUUUUAAAAGUACAACAAAUUUAUGAAGUAGAUAAAAUUGAAUCGAUUGGUAGUAACUCCAUAUAUGAUGAUGGAAAUAAUAGUUUAAGUGUUGCUCGAAUGA